Molecule: messenger RNA, 2077 nt
Organism: Lobosporangium transversale
Lineage: Eukaryota; Fungi; Mortierellomycota; Mortierellomycetes; Mortierellales; Mortierellaceae
Exons: 5
Coding region: 233-1960 (575 amino acids)
Source: RefSeq, a predicted model, not a curated record
UUUUUUUUGGAUUGAAGACCCAUGCAAGGCAUGAUCCAAGUUCUUUAUACUCUUGUUGCCAAUUCACUGAAUUAAGCUCCUCCCAUAAUUGUCCUACUUGAUUGUCAUUUGAUGCACCCUUUUGCACCAUAGCGAGCACAUCUGUCAUAUUUUCAUUAUACUUCUACUACAUUUUAUAUUAUACAAUAGUCUUUUUUAUAUUUUUUUAUAUUUCUAUUUUUGCGUUUUUUGAAUGGCCUCCGACACUCAUCCAGAGGGUGACCAUCACUUACAACAAGAAAAUGCUGACAGCACAAAGGCAGGCACUCCUGGUAGCCAGCCUACAAAUACGUCUGAGGCACCGAGCCAUGGGUUCAUUCUUACACAUCAAGAAUCGCAGGGCUUUCUGGUCACGAGCCCACAGAUGAGUGAGGCCUCUCUUGCAGACGAGUCGCAUCAUCAAACAACCUCAGCCUCAGCAGGCGUAGGUGCCUCAUCAGCAAACAAGACUGACUCCAUGGACAGUAUUGAAUAUACUAAUGGCCAUCCAAGUAGGGUAGAUAAUGGAAGCAGUUCACACUUCAGGAGCCCAACACAGUCCUCGGCUCCAACACACACCUCAGGACAAUACCAUCUUUCAGUCGCCACAUUUCAUAAGCGGAAUCAGGACACUAACUCCUUCAGGACUGGUCAGCAGUUUUUGAUCAAGUUGGAUUUGAAGGCAGCUUCGGGCGAACCCUUGAAUAACCCAAUGUCGCUGAUCCUACCACGUAGAAUGAUUCAAGGCCACCAAAAGGCCAGACAAGCUGACACGAAUUUGGCGUCCACAGCCAGUACUUCUGCAGAUAACCAAUCGGGUUCGACAUCGGAUUCAGCAGCCACAACAGGUCAACCGCACGACAAUUCGUCUUCCUUGACAGGAGAUCCUGAGAGCCAUUUCUAUUUAGAGGUGACAGUCCAUCUGGCAAGUUCAGAGGCUAUUGUCCAGGCGUGUCCUGAAUGUUGUCAUAAAGUCGAGGGCAAAGUACGGAAACCCUCGACUGGACCCGGUGCACCCUCAAAAGCUCAUGCCACGAAUGAUAAUGUGGAUCCUGGCCAGAUCCUGCAAUUUUGCGUAUCAGAACACGUUGUGGAUUUUACUCUUGGGACCUCAACUGUCAUGGCCAAGGUAUUGUGUUCCUCAACCCAUCACGAUAAGAGGGGGAACAACGACCGCUAUUUCUUCAAGUUCAGUUUGGUUCAAUAUCUUGGUGAUCAGAAGAUCCGUGUAGGCUCCUGUAGGACAAAGGAUAUUUUGUUUACAGGGAACCACAAGAACAAAAGCAUGGCGUCAUAUAGUGAAGACAAACCACGCAUUCAGCGCAUAGAGGACGAUGGACCUUCAGGAAUAGCGCCACCGAUGGUCACAGGACAAUCGUUCUUUUCAGAAGAGCCGGAUUCCAUACCCGACGAACUGUUCGAUAAAUAUGGUCAUGCCCAAUCGCCUUACUCCGGGGGACGAUCCCAACAUGGAGCAAGCCAUUCUUCCUUUACAAACUAUAGCAGUCCACGACACUACAAUUCAGAUCAUAUCCCACGCAUUCAUGAGCCUUCGUCUCCUUUGAAUGUUGACUCACCACGUCUGCGGCAACCCACCAUUGAAAAAGAAUCUUACAGUAACCUAAGCACUCGCUCAUCAAUGUCUGUACAGAGCCCAGGCUCCGGUUAUACAGGACCUUCUAACGCUAAUCAUGCUUCCUUGAUGGUUGAUUCCAGGCCAGGCAUGCAUUCUGGAUUUUCACCUAUCAGGUCAAGGUCUUUGAAUGACACACUGAGUAUUCCCAAGAUUACAAAAAUCAUUCCUGACGUAGGCGAUAUGCUUGGAGGCACUGAAGUGACCAUAUUCGGCUCUGGAUUCAGAGGUAAGCGCGACAUUUUUGUUUUGUCAUGCGCAUGUCUGACAUGUUUUAACACCGUCUCUCUCUCCUUCUCUUUUUUUUAGCCGGACUAGUACCUUACUUUGACUCUUUGCCUGCAACCAAUGUCAAAAUUUUUCAUUCGGAUGUGCUGACAUGUCGGACACCGCCACGAAUCCAGCCAGCUUUAGUCUCUGUCGGGU